AUCGGCCAGGCUUGUACGUGCGUACUUGAAUAUAUUUAAAUUUGGAGAUGCGGUCGGGAUGAGGCAAGCGCAAGACACGAACAACUAUAAAUGGCGUUAGUAUCUACUGGGGUGUACAGUCCGCUACUCCAAGCACCCCUGAACACAUCUGAAUAAAUAAAAAAUGGCUUUCAAGUUGGUGGUCUUCUCGUGCCUUCUCGCUGUGGCCUAUGGCAGCGUGGCGCCAGCAGCUAUCGCCGCCGCACCGGUUGCCUACACUGCUCCGGCUGUGGCUGCCAGGCUUGAGGAGUUCGAUCCUUUACCUCAGUAUCGGUUUGGCUACAAUGUGGCUGAUUCACUCACUGGAGACUACAAGAGCCAAGAAGAGCAGCGCAAUGGUGACAUAGUGCAGGGUUCUUAUUCCGUCGUCGAUCCCGAUGGUACUCGUCGUGUCGUGGACUAUGCCGCCGACCCCGUUAACGGAUUUAACGCUGUAGUGCGCAAAGAACCAUUGGUGGCUGCUGCCCCAGCUGUAGUCGCCGAGCCAGCCGUAGUGCCAGCUCGCAUCGCUGCCGCUCCCGUCGCAGCCGCAGUGGCCCAACCUGCUGUCGUGCCAGCUCGUUAUGCCGUUCCAAGUGCAGUCGUUGCACCCGCGAAAAUAGCUGCUGCUCCUGUAAUUGCGCGAUAUGCCGCCGCCCCCGUCGCCGCCGCUCCCGUUGCUGCUGCACCUGCACCAGUGUUUGCCCGAUAUGCGUCUGCACCCUUAGUGCCGGCACGUUAUGCGGCUGCACCAGUCGUAGCCGCGCGCUACGCCGCCCCGGUAGCGGCUGCGUAUAGAGCUCCGAUUGCGGCGUAUACAGCACCCGCUGCGUACACGACUUACGCAGCUGCGGCCCCAGUCGCAGCGGCGUAUGCGGCGCCUGUUGCUGCGGCAUACACUGCGCCCGUGGCCGCAGCAUACGCAGCGCCCGUAGCUGCAGCGUACACAGCGCCAGUGGCUGCAGCUUAUGCUGCUCCAGCGCGAGUAGCCGCCGCCCCAACAGCUGUGCCGGCGGCAGUCCGUGCUGCGCCUGCGCCUGCCAAGAUUGUUGAACCUGUUGCCGCUGGCUACCGUUACCCUUAAAAGAAGACUCACUUAAUUUGAUGGCUCAUUUAUUAAGACUUGAUAUUUUGUAUAUAGUUAUAUUUUUAUAGAGUUAAAUAAAAACGAAAAUGCUUUAAU
Messenger RNA from Galleria mellonella (greater wax moth), 1201 nucleotides. It is a transcript of the gene CPR68, whose product is annotated as cuticle protein 21-like. The record is from RefSeq and is a predicted model, not a curated record. Gene Ontology annotation, cellular component: extracellular matrix. Bases 164 to 1102 code for a protein of 312 amino acids. The transcript is spliced from 2 exons. NCBI's taxonomy places the organism in Eukaryota, Metazoa, Arthropoda, Insecta, Lepidoptera, Pyralidae.